Molecule: messenger RNA, 1179 nt
Organism: Fraxinus pennsylvanica
Lineage: Eukaryota; Viridiplantae; Streptophyta; Magnoliopsida; Lamiales; Oleaceae
Source: the annotation of a GenBank genome assembly
AUGGCCACCAACAAAUCCCAGUGGCUAACUAUCUCCAUCUCACUGGCCCUGGCUUCUACUGCCAUUUCCUUUUGCCUUUGGAGAAGAACAAAGUCAAAUUCAAGUGGGGAUGUGAAUAAGAAAAUUCAUGAACUUGAAGCCUCUAUAAAGUCUGCCUUAGAAAAAUGUGCUGCUGAGAGACAAGGCCGGAUUAGAGCUCAACAGGCAUUGAGGAAAGCACUGAGCGGACCUAAUUCUGACAAUCUCAAAUUGAAUUCAUAUCCCAUAGCACCUAUUGCCACUGUCCAGUCGUGCUUCUCUACAAGGAAUGGGACACCAAGACAACCAUUACUUGUACCUCUUGCAAGGGCAUCCUUGAUUUUUGAUUCAUCUCGGGUUCCUCCAGCAUCGCUCGAGGGUCUUGAAGGAUAUUCUCACUGCUGGAUUAUAUAUGUGUUUCAUCUAAACACAGAUCUUGAAAAGUUAUGGAAGCCUUCAUCGCAAUCAAAAUUCAAGGCAAAGGUAAGGGUACCAAGACUCAAAGGUGAAAAAAUGGGAGUCUUUGCUACGAGAUCUCCGCAUCGUCCAUGUCCAAUAGGGUUGACUGUGGCGAAGGUGGAAGCUGUACGUGGACAUAUGGUAUUACUUUCUGGUGUUGAUCUAGUCGAUGGUACACCUGUCCUGGAUGUCAAACCUUAUCUGCCGUAUUGUGAUAGCAUCCUAGGAGCAACAGUUCCUGAUUGGGUGAAGGAGGACCAUUUGCUAACCGUAGCUUCAGUUAAGUUUUCUGAAGGUUUCUCCUCCAGUCUACUUGAUUGUUGGUCGAUGGUGGAAAAAAAGUCACUUUAUGCAUCUCCCAAUGAAUUUGAGAGCUUGAUAAAACAGGUGCUCUCUUGGGAUAUUCGGUCCGUAUCUCAACGAAGCCGACCUCAUAAUUUCCUGGUCAAAACCGAAACUGGCAGCACAGUGGACGAUGCUUCGACGAUGGAACAUUACCAAGAAGAUGAAGCUUUGGAAAAUGGAUCCAGUGCUGUGAUUUAUCACCUGAUUUUGGAAGGUUUGGAUGUUUCAUACAGGAUAGGUUCCACAGCCAAUGUUGUUGUUGAGGAUGUCAGUAUUUCAUCUCAUACACAAAAUGGUGAUCAAAUCAUUGGUUGCCAACGUUACACGUCUGGCCCUGAACUUUGCUCAGAUAUCUAA